Molecule: messenger RNA, 3607 nt
Organism: Gasterosteus aculeatus aculeatus (three-spined stickleback)
Lineage: Eukaryota; Metazoa; Chordata; Actinopteri; Perciformes; Gasterosteidae
Gene: vwa7
Product: von Willebrand factor A domain containing 7
Source: RefSeq, a predicted model, not a curated record
UCAUGGCGUGCCCCCGCAGUCCAAGAGACAAGAGCCCCGAGGACAGACACAUGUGAAGACGCAACACUUUCACUUUGCAGUGAUACACGGAUUUCCUCCCACGCUGCGUGAAAGUCUGCGGCGUGACAUGAAGGUGCGCGUGUGACGUUCCUCUGCACGUACAGGACUGUGAUGUCUCUGCUAAAUGCUGCGGUGUCUGCACAACUUCUUCUAGAAAAAGAAAGUCUGCCGCUAUGAACUGAGCUGUGACUUCCUCACCCCAUGUGGAGGACAUGAUGUCACAGGACAGAGGAAGACUGUGGGCCGGGAAUGGAAAGCCGGCGUUUGUUCUGGCCUCUCUUCUCCUCCUGGCUUUGCCGUGUACGGGCUUCCUCCCCAACUUUUGGUCGCGAGUAUUGACGCUGUCUUGGAACUCGCACACUCACCAGCAAAUCACAGAGCAGGCCAUUCUCAACGUCACCAUGGAGACUCUGAGGGUCAUCAAAAAACACCAUGGGAACCAUGCAGAGGAACAGACCGGACUGGGCCGUGGCUUCUGGAGAGCCGUGGGAGAGGUGGUGAAGUCCAAUGCAGCCAUGGACUUCUUGAGCUCCACCCGGUCCGACCCGGUGUACCACUUUGACUCAGAGCGCGUGGACGGCGCCAUGGCGAUGCUGCGGCAGUUCUGGGCUCAGACUCUGCUCUCGGUACGAGCCAAAGAGUACCAGAGUGCUCGACACAGCUUGGGCCAGCUGUUUCACUCCCUGCAGGACUUUUACAGCCACAGUAACUGGGUGGAGAUGGGCCAGCGCUUCAUUUACCUCCACCUGCUGCAGCCAGAGGAGCCGGCCUUCCCCCUGGCUGCAGAAGACACACCUACCUGCAUGGAGUGCUUCAGUCUCACCUGUCGAGACAACCUCAUGCCAAGACUGACAAACGCACAGCAGGACGCACAGCUGUUAACCACUGGCUACUUCAGCACCUUUCCUCCAAAACCUCACGGCAAAUGUAGUCAUGGCGGUAUUCUGGACCGUAGCCGUUACAUGGGGGCCAAAGGGGGCAUCAACAAGGACAGCACCUCACCUCUCUUCUCACCUCACCAUUACCUCCACAUGGAGGCUUCCAAGCUGGCUAUGGAGGCCACCGUGAGUGUGCUGAGAGACAUCAGCGACACCGUGGGCCCAAAAACCUUCCUCAGGCUCUUCAGCGUGAAGCAGGUCCCAGCAUUGGUGUUCGUCAUGGACACCACGGGCAGCAUGUUUGAGGAGAUCACCGCCGCCCGCUACCGGGCCCACUCCAUCAUCCAGAGCCGAGCCAGCAGCCCCGGGCAGCCCGGCACCUUUCUACUCGUGCCCUUCCACGACCCCGAGGUAGGACCGGUCUACGAGACCGAUGACCCACAUGAGUUCAUGCAGCACAUGGAGAACCUGAUGGCGCUGGGAGGAGGGGACGAACCAGAGAUGUGUCUCUCUGCCAUUCAGCUGGCCCUCACUCACAGUCCACCGCUGUCAGAGAUCUUUGUGUUUACCGAUGCUUCCCCUAAAGACGCCCACUUGUUCGACGUGGUGAAGGCCCUCGCGCUUGAGAAACAGAGCAAGGUGACUUUUCUCCUGACUGAAGACCCAAGUUACGCAUUGCAUAGCAGAGGAAGGAGGAGGAGGAGAAAGAGGAGGAGGAGGAAGAGAAGGGAACUUUUGUCCCCGGAUCGAUUCUCUCUCUACUCCUCCCUGUCCUCCCUCUCCGGAGGAGCGACGAUAUUCACCACCAACUCUGACAUCCGAAGUGUCUCAGCCAUAGUGGAGGACAACACAGCCGUGGACAAGGUGACCCUCCUCCAUGUGGAAAGUGACGAAGAGUCGACGUCCUCGCACUCCUUCAGAGUGGACAGCUCAGUGAAGAACGUCACGCUGCACCUCACUGGCCUCCUGAUCGAGUGUGUCCUCACCAGCCCAUCAGACCAAAGCCAGUCCCUGUUGAGCCAGCGAGGCCCUCUGGCAGAGCUGGAGCACUUCGAAGGUCUGUACCGCAUCAGCCUCACGUCCCCCAUACAGCCCGGCAAGUGGAAACUCCAAGCCAAGAGUGACGGACACCUCACCUUCAAUGUGAUCGCGAACAGCAGUGUAGAUUUCCUGUAUUACUUUGCCACGGUAACCAAUGAGACGCACCCAGGUCUGGCCAGAGUGGAGGGUGGUCCAGUAGCAGGUGUUCCUGUCUUCCUGGUGCUGGCUGUGACGGGCCGCGCUCCGGGUGAGGAGGCGUCUUUUAGUCACGUGACGCUGCUGGGAGCGGCGGGGGAAAGCCUCCGGCAGGUGAAUCUGAACUCCUCCUCUUCAUCAUCCUACGCGGUGGAGGAGCUGGUGGGAUGGAUGGACUCGGUUCCCGUAGUCCCGUUCUGUGUUCGGCUGACGGGCCAAGACGGCGGAGGAAACAAGCUGGAGAGGGUUUCCACGGAGAUGGUCCAGCCCACUCGCGUCCAGAUACAGGUUUUGUCUGUCCCUCGCCUGGUGCCCGGUCACAGCACAAAGGUGGCCUUUGACAUCCUCAACCACGGCCCAGCUCGAUCCUUCAGCCUGAACGCCGAUGACGACCGCGGGUAUCUUCACAAGAGAGGACCUCUCAGUUUCCAUGUUGAAGAACAAGGUUCUUUCCGCGGUGAGGUGGACCUCAUCGCUCCUGCCGCAGCAGAGGCGGGGGCGACGGUCACCUUGACGCUCACCGUGAACGCUCUCGACUCUCCGGACUCAAAUUACGCGGUGGCCUACUUGACCGUGAUCCCCCCGGAUCCCGACACCUCCGCCCCGUCCUGCGACGCUGCUCGAGCGCCGUCCCCGUGUCCCUCCGUUUGCAACGAGUCGAGCUGGAGCGUGUCCCUGGUCGUGUCGGACAGGGGCCGCUCCGGCCUCGCCGCCCUCCAGCUACAGAGCGGCGAAGGCGUUCUGACUUUAUUCCACAGACCCCCGCCCGCGGAGGACGGUCUGGUGGAGGACAGAGACAAGACAGCAAGUGGAGGCCGCCACCACAAGGCCAGACUAGAGAGAGGAGACCCACCUCUGAAUGUUUCCGAAUGGGCACCUGGCUCCUCUCAGCCGCUGUGGGGGACGUACUCGUCCAGCUGCUGCUCCGCUCGGGCCGAGCUGCUGGUGUGGGACGCCGCGGGAAACAUGAAGCGCUGCCAACUAGCGUCCGGCCGGCGGCCGCAGCUGAGAGACAGGAGCGCGGAAACCAGUGGGGCAGGACGGCGAACGCCCACGGCGGGGUUCCUCGCGGCGUUGGGUCUGCUCCUUCUUCUGCUUUAGGCCGGUGUGAUUACAAAAGGCUUUGCAGGUGUCCACGCAAACAGCUGUACACAAAAGAGACACAAAUGACGACUAUGAAUGAAAAAUAUCUUUCUCAAUGAUUGAUUUGUGCUUACUACUGUAAUUUGUAAAGAAUGUGCAUUAAAUAAAGAGUUAAUAAUUGUAUUAUCAUUCUCAAUGGUGUUCUGGACAUCUGAUAUCACAAAUAAUGCAUUACUGCCAUGGAUGGAAUAAAUUGGAUAUUACGGUACUCUUCAGCAAGGAAAAAAUAAUAAUUGUGAACUUGAAUGAAAAAACGUUGGAAAGUAACAAUAAAGCAUGUGUGCACAGCG